UAUGAUUUUUAAAUUGAACAUAGCCAAAAAUAGUAUCCGAGAUAGAAAGAAAAGUCAAUUGCGAAAUAAAGCUGCUCAUGCCGCCGAAAAAUAACUGAGAAGUCGUACUCGCUCGUCAAGAUUGUUUGUGAAAAGUGUGGAAGUUUUAAGUGAAAAAAUAUUUGUAUUAAUACAGUAAAAUAUUGCAAACAAUAUAUUUUAUGAUUUACAUGUUUAAUAAAAUUGAAAAAGUUAUAAAAACCAAAAAUUAAUUGGGUACGCAAGAUAACGCGAUUAAGAUGUAUAAAACCAAAAAGGAAGUCGAUGUAUAUGUGCGAAAAGCAUUGUCUCAAAUUCGUACCGAAAAGGAGCGUAAUUUGCGUGGUUAUAUAAUUGCCAAACAAUAUUACAAAAUAAACGAGUUCUUAACGGCUGAACAGUUUUUAAAUUUGUAUCUUAGUGUAAAUGAAACUAAUGACCAGGCAUACAAAUUGCUUGGUCAGUGCUAUCAACAUUUAAAGAAACCAGACAAGGCUUUGCAGUCAUUUCAGCGUUCACUCCAACUGAACCCUAAGCAGAAUGAUUUAUUAAUUGCUAUUUGCAGUUUGCUAAUCCAGGAUGAUAUAUACAAUGCCAGUAAGGCGCGUCAUUGGUGUGAACUUGCGGAAUCGCAAAAGGUUCAUCAUGAUGCUGUAUUUUCAUUACGUUUGAAAUUAAUCAAAAGCGAAAAUGAAGCAGAUGAUAGUCAAGCUGAGAUAAUAAUACUUAAAGAAAUCUCUGCUCAAUCCAAAGACAUUGGUCUUCGUAUUAGACUUGUACGUUUUUACUUAGAUCAGAAUAAUAUACAAGAGGCGUUUAAAUAUGCAUAUAAUGUUGAAAUGGGUUUCAACGAUUCUCUUGUUGGUAAUACUGAAUGGUACGACACGAUUUGGUUGAUGUUAAUGAAGUACGAGCAAAUGCCUAAUACUGAUAAAAACUGGGAAUUUUGGUUGUUGUUGACUAUAUGUCUGGAGCGGCAGAUAUAUUUAAGUUUUACUUGCACGGAAAUAGCUAAUAACUCGUCAGGCAAUACAGAAAUUGCUAAUUUGCUAUUUAAUUUUGAUCAAAAUCUAUAUAAAAUCUCAACUUUAUCAGCAAAGUUUAAAGCUAAGCCGGAUUUAAUUAAUGUCUUUAUGAACCAUUAUCGUGGCCAGUUUCUGCUUUAUGCAACAUCAUUGCUAUUUAAGCGGGAAUUAUUGCAAAAUAAAAAUAAAUGGAAGGAAUCAGUACGCAUGGUAUUACCUUUAAUGUUAUUGGCAGUACAAAUUAAACUGCCAGAUACUAAGCAACCGUGGACUAAACACUGUGAUGAAAACAGCAUACAAUUGUUACAAUUAUGGCAUCGAGAAGGUGCUUUUCGUAAUGUUCAGAUGGGUCGUACACUGCAUUCCUGUGUUACAGCAGAUGAUGCUGUAAAAGAUAAUACGAAAAACACUUCUUUGUGGACGGAUACAAACAAUUUGAUUUCACAAGUGCGUCAAGUUUGCGCAGAAAAGCAAUGGCGUCGUAAUAUAUUUGCCCUAUUAUUUUGCAAUAGUGAUCAGCGCAUUAAAGAGAAAAGUUCCAUGCUUAUGAAUAGUGCAGAUUUUUCUGAGCCAGUUUAUGAGUUACCAACUUACGCUGAUAUUGAAACGUAUGAAGAAAUAGCUCAGUUUUUGAAUCCAAAUUCAUUGCAGCAUACAGCGUACCUUUGCAUUGGAAAUGAUAAUUUAGGAGAUGUACGUGCCAAAUUCUUUAAUCGUUUACCAUUUUCAACACAAAACCUAACAUACUGUGGUGCGGAAUCACUCAACCAGUUAGAUGUAGACACUUUCCUAUAUGCUACUACCUUACAAGCGAAAAGACUACUAGAAGUUGAAUAUGAUUCAUGCGAUAAUUAUAAUGGUAAUGGACAGAAUUCCAAUGAUGGGAGACCACGUAUUUUACCAUUCUUAAAUAUACAUCGCAAACUGUGUACCGACGAACAGGCAUAUUGGUGGAAUGCUGCAUAUAUUUUUUAUAGAAAUAUAAGUGAUGAAAAGACUACAGAAUUACGUUCUGCGUUGCAAUUUGGUUUGGAAGCAGUACGUGGUGUAAGUGGUCCAAAAGUUGAUAUGCUUAUUUUCUUCAAGCUUGGUCAAAUACUUAUUUCACGAUGUGAACACUUAAGUAAACCAGUUGACAAAGGACUAAUUGAAGUGCGUGCUGAACAAAUUUAUAAAUAUGGUCUUGAAAUGCUUAAAUUGAAUGAGAAAGGUGUUUUGGAACCUUUUCGUAAAUAUUUCAAAUAUGCCAAUUUGCAUACAAGUGAAGUUGAGCGGGCAUUGAAUUCGGCGGCUGAAGAAGCAGUUAAAUAUUUAGCCACACGUUACUUUCAAAAAGCUGAAUACGAAGAAUUCAUUGAAGAAAUUAAAGGAGUACAACUGCCGUUUGCCACUUAUUUCCAAGCUGAAGCAUAUCGAAAAUUGGAUGAAUCUAGUAAAACUCCUAAAAAACAAAAGCGUUUAUAUUUAGAAAGUGCCACCGACUACCUAAAUCAGACAGAAGAAUUAUUAAAAAAAUCAAAUAUUAAUCCAAACCAUCCAUUGAACGCUAUUAUCAAUGGUGAGAUUAAACGUUUGCAACAAGUUUCGGCUUUGUAUCUGAAUGAAAGUGUUUCAUUUUCCAAUAUUGGGCAACAUAAUAAUUCAAGUACUUAUGAAGAUGCUCAUGGUGAGCUAACCAAUUUUUCACUGAAUAUGAACGCUGCUUUGAAUCGUUCACAACGUGACACUGAAGUUGAUAGUCUUAUCAAGCAAAUGGCCAGCACACUUACAUUUCUUAAAGACGAAAUUGUUGAUUCUAUUAAACCAGAGUUGAUUUCCAUGCGCAGUGAAGUUGCAAACAUGAAAGAAAAAAUUAGUGCUAUGGAAGAAACUAUGAAAAAAUCAAAUAUACAUUCAAAUUCUCCUUCUCGUGAUGAAGCUACAAAUGUCUUGGAUGAUAUUUAUCUGUUGGAUGAAGCUAUACAAAAUCAAUUGUUUACACCAACACAGCAACAGCAAUCUUUAACGACUCAACCAAAUUUAUAUCAAGGUAAUUUAUCAAUGAGUGGAAAUGUCUCAAGUCCUUUUGCUCAACAGCAACACCAACGUCUCAAUCCACCAAAUGCAAUGCAAAUUCAAAACGCAGCUGCCGCUGCAGCGGCCGCUGUUUACAAUACACCGCUAUAUAAUCCAAAUUUCCCAGUUAAUUUUUAUGGGUCACCUUAUAUGAUGAAUCCACAGGUAUCGGCAGCAGCAGCAGCAAGUGGAGCAUUAGGUCAACGUAGUACUUUGCCUAUGCCAUUCAUGGAUCCGGCAACUAAUUUAAAUUUUAAUAUGCCACCAAAUCCGUCAAUGUUAUCACAACCAAAUCAAGAUACCCGUAAUAGUAGUUUAUAUAGUUUAUUAAAUCAGGCAACACAUAACGCACAGCCAUUACCACUUCCUACAUCAUUGUCGUUGCCACAAUUAUUACCGCCAACACCCACAACCCCACAAACGACAUUACCUGCAACAAACCUACCACAAUCGGCUCCAGUCAUGCCUCCACAGUUUAAUAAGGCUUUAAAUAACCAACCCGUGGAAAAAGGGCCACCUGCAAAUGUGGUUAUUACAAGUUCUGAUCCUUUGCCAAAUCCCAAUAGUUCUUCAGUGCAGACACAGCAACCAACUUUAAGUGUGACAAUACCUUCACAUCAUAUUAAACCCAGCUUAGUACAGACACCGGAUAUUAUGGGCCCACAGACAACCAGUUCAACCAAUUCUAUGUUUUCGGCAAACAUAACGACAAGUCAACCCAUUUUUGGUAACAUGACCGCUGGUGUAUCACUUUUUGGUAACAAAACUGGUUUAGCUACUGUGCCAUCGACUACUACAGUUAAUCCAGAAACCUUUAGUUUCAAACAAGAUCUGGUUGCUGCUCAAGCAGCUAAUAAGUCGGUUGACAAUGAUAAAACGAAUGUAAGCAUAUCAAGUGAUCUAAACAAAAGUUUUAAUGCCGACUCAGAAGUGGAAUAUGAUCCACGUCCAGACUUUAAACCUAUUAUACCUUUACCAGAUGAAGUAGAAGUCAAAACUGGUGAGGAGGACAUGAAAGUACUUUUCUGUAAUCGUGCUAAACUAUUUCGUCACGUUGAAAAAGAAUGGAAGGAACGAGGUCUUGGUGAUAUGAAAAUAUUGAAACAUAAUAAAGAUGGUACAUAUCAUCUUAUAAUGCGACGCGAGCAAGUACAUAAGUUAUGUGCUAAUCAUAUUAUCACAAGUGAGCUGGUUAUUAAGGCCAUGAGUGCUGAACCUAAAGCUUACGUUUGGUAUGCAAAUGAUUAUUCUGAGGGUGAAAUAAAGCCAGAAAAGUUCUUUGUGCGUUUUAAGACAGCCGAUAUAGCCAAACAAUUUUACGACACUUUUAAAAAUGCACAAAAGGAUGACUCAGAACAGAAAAAAGGCAAGGAAAAUAUGCAACCACCUGCUGUGACCGCUGUAAUAAAAAAUAAUAAAACUGCACAAUCUCCAGUGCAGACAUCACUUUUUGGAGUGCAAAAAAAUACUAAUAAUUUUGCUACUAGCACACCAGCCAAUAAAAAUGAACAAGUGAAGCCAGCGCCCAAAGACAACAACACUGCAUCAAAUCCCAAAACAACAACUACAGUAACCAGUACAACUUCCAAAACGCUUUUUGUUGCACCUACCGUUAAGGAACCAGCAACAACACAAGCUUCAUCGCCCUUUGCUACUUUUAAUUUUGGCAAAUCUACUACAACGAGUCCAUCUCCAUUUGCAAAUCUUUUCAAUAACAUAGCCAAAUCAACAACAGAUCAAAUUGCUUCACCUUUAUUUGGAACUUCACUAACUCAAACUUUAAAUACCUCAGUUGGUGGUUCUAAAGACAGCCCUAUAAAUACAGCUGAUACACCAAGAAAUAGAACAAGCCAAUCAGACAAUGAAGAUGAAUACGUGCCCACUGCUGACUUUAAGCCCGUCAUUCCAUUGCCAGAUUUGAUUGAAGUAACAACAGGGGAAGAAAACGAAUUAGUGCUCUUUGAACACCGUGCGAAGUUGCUGCGUUUUGAUAAGAACACUGGUGAAUGGAAAGAACGAGGUUUGGGCAACAUCAAGCUUUUGCAGAAUAAAAAUGAUGUGAAUCAAGUACGCAUAGUUAUGAGAAGAGAGCUAGUACACAAGCUAUGUUGUAAUCAGCGUCUUAACAAGAAUACCUCGUUCAAAUUUGCUAAAAAUUCAAAAAGUGCACUGAACUGGGCUGGUCAAGAUUAUUCAGAUAAUGAAUUAGCAACAGAGUUAUUGACGAUACGUUUUAAGACGCCAGACAUUUGCCAAUCAUUUUUGGAUGCUGUAUUAGCAGCACAAAUUAAAAUGACAACUGCCACUGAAGACGAUGAUAAUGAUACUGAAGAAUAUGAAACUGAAAACAAAGAGUUAAAUGAAAAGAAUAAAGAAAAUAAAGCAAAUAUCAAAACAACAAGUGGUAAAGAAGAAGUCAAAGGUUUCGGAGACGCAUUUAAGCCAAAAGCUGGUUCGUGGACUUGUGAGGGUUGUUAUACAAAUAACAUCAGUGAUGCAAUCUACUGCAUAGCAUGUGAAGCGCCUAAAGAUAGUACUGUGCCUAAAAAGACAAUAAACCCGCUUGCGACAACCGUACCUAGUGGUACAUUUAGUUUUGGUUUUGCAGCAGCCGGUUCCAAUGAAAACAAUAACACAUCCAUAUCCAGUGGGAAUUCCAUUUUAAAUGCAUCGCAAGCAUCUACGGCUUCGGUUACAUCUUUAAAUGCUAACUUGUCUGAUUCGGGUGUCACACAUGAUUCAAAUAGUUCACUAAACUCUUCUUCGAAAAUUGGUUUUGGUGAUCAAUUUAAACCCAAAGCAGGUGCUUGGACUUGUCAAAGUUGCUAUUUAAGCAAUCAAGCUGGUUGCGAUUAUUGUACAGCAUGUGAAGAGCCAAAAGAUAAUACUAUUUCUAAAAAAGAAACAACUAAAAAUAUAUUAGCUUUAUCAAAUCCAACACAAAAAUUCACUUUUGGUUUUGGAGUAUCAACAAAUGAUACAUCUACAGCCAAACCUACCGGAUCACCGUUUACAUUUGGAAAUUUAGCGACGACAGCAGGCACAAAUGGAACGAGUGAUAUGGGCGCAACAGUUGGUGACGUAAAAUCAUUUAAUUUCACAACUCAAAAUAGUACGUCUACCAAUUCAGGCACAUCAUCUUUAGGCAAACCUACCUUUUCAUUUACACUAAAAUCCAGUUCCAUGGAAAAUCCCCAAAUGCCUAUAGCAUGCGGAGAGAUAAGUGAUAAUAAAUCAAAUUUGUUAGUUGAAGAAAAAGAUCCGGAUAAUGCCAAUAAAUCUAAAAUUGUAAAUUUACUCCCUACAAAACAAGAUGUUAAUGAUGACGGUGAUGACGAUUAUACUGAGGAAGAAAAUAAUGCAUAUUUUGCACCAGUUAUACCUCUACCAGAUAAGGUUGAUGUGGUAACUGGAGAAGAAGAAGAGGAUGUGCUGUAUGAACAUCGGGCUAAAUUGUUCCGUUUUGUUGACAGUGAAUGGAAAGAAAGGGGAAUUGGUGAUGUUAAAAUUCUACGCCACAAAAUAAAUCCACCCGAGGCACCCAAGGCCUGUGAAAUACGUAACGACACAGUUCUAGAAGUAGUGUGCAUAGCAGGCAGCGAUGGUGGACUAUCACAAUAUUUUCUACUCGAAGUUAUUGGCGGUGAUCCAUUGUACAGCAGCGACUCGACGCGUAACUUUGCCGACAAUGUGCUUGGCGACAACGAAAUUUCUACUUUGAAUGAUCAGGCAACCUCAGCUCCAAUAUUUCGCAUGCAAGAACCAAAUCCGCAAUUUCGUUUAAAUAAUCUUGAACCGGGACGAGAGUAUCAAUUUUUAGUUUAUGCUGUCAAUGCAAAAGGACGCAGUGAUCCGCCUGUGGUUAUAGAACGUGUACGUGUAGCCGCACAAUUGGGUCCGUACGAUGAAACUAUACUCUCCGAGGAUCCCACACCAGCUGAAACAACACAUCAUGCCAGCGGAGGAACAUCUAGCGCCAGUGGCACCGGAGCAAGCAUAAGUGGUCCUGAAAAACAAUCAACGUUGCUCAUACUGGCCGCAGUGGUUGCGAUAGGUGCCGUCAUAGUAACGUCAAUUAUUGUGGCGGGCAUUGUGGUCGUUUGUAAGCAUAGACCAAGGCCACCUGAGCCACAGGAUGUGCGCAAAAGUAUGAGGCCUGCUCGCAAUGAUGUACCUUCCAUGUACAUCGAAGAAGAUGAACUGAACGAUGAGGAUGCGGCAGUCGGUGGGCGUGCAGCUGAAAUACGUGUACGUGGUGCUCCAGCAAUGUUGGGUCCACGUUGCAGUGCUAGCACCACUAGCAGUCAACAUCUCCUCUCUUUUCCUCAUCUCCUUAUGAAGCUGUAUUCUAUCUUUUCUGCUAAUCCUAUCUAG
This is a messenger RNA of Teleopsis dalmanni, 7472 nucleotides long. RefSeq names its product E3 SUMO-protein ligase RanBP2-like. The transcript has 10 exons. Lineage: Eukaryota; Metazoa; Arthropoda; Insecta; Diptera; Diopsidae. Gene Ontology annotation, biological process: nucleocytoplasmic transport. Gene Ontology annotation, molecular function: GTPase activator activity; protein binding. Gene Ontology annotation, cellular component: cytoplasm; nuclear pore. The record is from RefSeq and is a predicted model, not a curated record. The coding region runs from base 279 to 7472 and encodes 2397 amino acids.